Labrus mixtus (cuckoo wrasse) is the source of this 3087-nucleotide messenger RNA. RefSeq lists its product as uncharacterized. The record is from RefSeq and is a predicted model, not a curated record. NCBI's taxonomy places the organism in Eukaryota, Metazoa, Chordata, Actinopteri, Labriformes, Labridae. The transcript is spliced from 11 exons. Gene Ontology annotation, molecular function: protein binding. Bases 1674 to 3065 code for a protein of 463 amino acids.
UUAUUGAAGCUUCUCGUGCACACCUCACAGUCCCCCUCCUUGCCUUGUCAUUCCGCCACGUGCGCCCACAGCCUCCUCUCCAACCUGCGGGGAAGCACGCGCUGGAAUUUGCGGCUGGAAUUAAAAAACUUCCACGGCUAUUCACAAGCAGCGGCUUCCAUCGAGAGAGCAGAUCGAGAGGGCUGCUGCUGCUGCGGAGGAGGAAGAGGAAUUAACCAGACAUCGGAGAGGGAAUUUGACCGACACUGUGACGUGUCGGAGCCUGGACGGAGGAUUACCACAGUCUCCAACCGUGGGGAGAUUUUUUCUUCCCUCUAAAAAUAGGCGACUUUGGUGCUCAGCCUGCUGCAGGUCUGCCCGCCCCCGCUCGGAGAUGAUAACGGAGAUGCUGACUGGUUGAAAGACGAGCUUUCAGUCAGCGCCACAGAAUUUGUUCGUUAAAAACUCCAAACUGCAUUUCUCCAUGAAAAAUGAUUCCUGAGAUCCUCGCUGGAUUAUUACAGUAGGGUUGUCAGUAGUGUGAUUUGUUGGUGAUCGGAGCUGGACACCGCCCGGACCCCAGCUUCAAGGCUAUACCGGACCGGGAUUUCAGCUUCCAGCCCUUCUUGCUGACGGGAGGAAACUGCGCACAUAACCGGAACCAGCCGUGCAGAGACCCACACGGAUGCUUGAAUAAGUGAGAAGGUUAUUUGCACUCAAGGACACCCUCCGUGUUGGUGGUGGGUGUAGUUUCGUUGGUGUUUUGGAAGCAGAGACCGGAGCUGCGCGCAGAUUUCUCGCGGAUUUAAAGGUAUUUUGCCUCCCAGCGUUACUUUUUCUUUGCAUUGGAUAUCCCUCUGGGGACUGUGCUCGAGUGAAACGACACAUUUACAUGGAUGGCACGACCCUGUUACUUUAACGGAGUCACGUUAAUUGGGCUUUAGGGGGCGAAAGGGAGACUAAUAGGAGUUUUUUCCGCAACCGCAUGACCCCUCAACCCACCCACCCUGCUCGUUUGAGGAUCUAUGCGUAUUUUGGGUUUGCACGGUGAGACCACCGGCACCUGGAUUCCUGGUUAGCCCCCUUUUUUGCCGGGCUUGCGCGCACGUCUGUUCCGGUAAUUCUGCUUCUUCUUCUGCUGCUGUCCGGUCCCCCCCCCCACACACACACACGCUCUCUCACACACUCCGGUUUAUUCAGCUCCAGAAAACUACCAAGAUAGCCUCUCUCUCUCUCUCUCUCCCUGUUUGAAUGGGAGAGGAGAGGAGUUGGGAUACGGAGCCUGAUCGCCCUUUUUUAGAAAGCCUGCCGGGGCUUCUUCUUGUGGUUUAACUCCCAUCAGUGGACGAGGAGCAGAAGAGAGGGGAAAAAAGACAAAACAAGAGGAGAGGAGCUGGAGAUCGAUGAAGGUUUCAGGAAGGAUUGAUCUGGCAACUAGAUGACAGAAAGGUAGGAGGGUGUCCUUGUUAGCUUGUCAUCCUGUUGUAACCCUGAAGGCCGAGGGUGAUGUGACUGGAAUAUAAAUUCUCUAUAAAAGGACUGACUCUCUACCCAAAGACUCCCUGAACUCCCCAAGACGCUCAGGUUGCUGCAGAUCACAUCAGGUCAUCAGGUGACAGCUGGACUCCGUCCUGAUUGGCUCCCCUCCAUAAAGAAAUACUGAGCCCCUCCUUAUCAGCAGAAGAGAAGAAGCCAUGGAGGUCGUCUCCUCGCUGCUCUGCCCGCUCCUCCUCCUCCUCCUCUCCAUCCUCCUGUCCUGCUCCUCCUCCAUGCUGUGCCCGAAGCGGUGCACCUGCCAGAACCUGCUGCCCUCCUACACGGUGCUGUGCGCCAAGACGGGCCUCCUCUUCGUCCCGCCCAACAUCGACCGGCAGACGGCCGAGCUGCGGCUGAUGGACAACUUCAUCACAACGCUGAGGCACCGCGACUUCGCCAACAUGUCCAGCCUGAUCCACCUGACACUGAGCAGAAACACCAUCAGUCAGAUCCGGCCGUACACCUUCGCCGACCUCCAGGAUCUCCACGCGCUCCACCUGGACGCCAACCGCCUCACCACGCUGGACGACUCGCACUUCCAGGGCCUGGUGAACCUGAGACACCUCAUCCUGGCCAACAACCAGCUGCACAGCAUCUCAGAGGGAGCCUUUCAGGACUUCCUGGAGACUCUGGAGGAUCUGGAUCUGAGCUACAAUAACCUGGUGGACAUCCCCUGGGAGACCAUCGCCCUGCUGGUCAGCGUCAACACCCUCAGCCUCGACCACAACCUCAUAGAGAGCGUCCCCGAGGGGAUCUUCUCCAACCUGCACAAACUGGCCAGACUGGACAUGACCUCCAACAAGCUGAAGAAGAUUCCUCCAGACCCGUUGUUCCUGCGGAUCCCGGUGUACGCUAAGAUGAAGGGUUCUCCUCUCACCGCGCUGGUCUUGAGUUUUGGAGGAAACCCUCUGCACUGUAACUGUGAGCUGGUCUGGCUACGCAGGCUGACCCGAGAGGACGACCUGGAGACCUGCGCCUCGCCCAGAGACCUGGCUGGAAAAUACUUCUGGACCAUCAGAGAGGAGGAGUUUGUCUGCGAGCCGCCCAUGAUCACCCGUCACACCUCCAAGAUGUUUGUGAUGGAGGGUCAGGAGGUCAGCCUGCGCUGCAAGUCCAUCGGAGACCCCGAGCCGUCCACUCACUGGGUCAGUCCGGACGGGAAGCUGAUCGGAAACACGUCCAGAACCGUCUGCUACGAGAACGGCUCUCUGGACAUCCUGAAAGCUUCAGUGAAGGAUUCUGGAAAGUUCACAUGCAUAGCCUCAAACGCAGCUGGAGAGGCGACGGCUCCCGUCGAGUUAGUUGUCAACCCGUCGCCGCACUACGACCCGAAGCUGGACCCGGACCCGGGGCCUUCGGACAUCCCCACGUCUAUAAAGUCGAACAUCAGCGGAGGUCAGGCGCGCUCCGACCAGCAGAGGGUCAGCGUGUCGGAUCUAACGUCCGGCUCGGCUACCAUCAGAUGGCCCCCGCAGAACCACAUACCGGGAGUCCGCAUGUACCAGAUCCAGUACAACAGCUCCACAGACGAUAUACUCAUAUACAGGUAAGAGGAAGUCUGUGUGUGUGUGU